This is a messenger RNA of Plasmopara halstedii, 1614 nucleotides long. Its product is annotated as u box domain-containing partial. Bases 1 to 1614 code for a protein of 537 amino acids. Gene Ontology annotation, biological process: protein ubiquitination. Lineage: Eukaryota; Oomycota; Peronosporomycetes; Peronosporales; Peronosporaceae. Gene Ontology annotation, molecular function: ubiquitin-protein transferase activity. The record is from RefSeq and is a predicted model, not a curated record. The transcript has a single exon.
AUGGCAUCUUGUAGCUCAAGUUCUAAUACGAUCCAAACGUUUUCAAGCAUGACACAAGCUUCAGCUGGAGUCUUAAGUGUUGAUAUCCUUGGUGCGCGUAAUCUUCCACCCGCUGUGUUUGGAAGUUUAUUAAAAUGGACUCCAAAUUACGCAAAUCCUUACGUCGUGUUAUCACUGAAUCGCGACCAUUUUGUGUCAAGUAUGAAAUUUCACGAUUUAAAUCCAAAUUGGAAAGAAAGUGGAAAAUUUCACGUACCAUUACCAUCUGAGAGUGAAAUUCUUGAGACUUUUGAUAGUCAAAAUGCUCAUGUCGUAGGAAAAUUUCACAAAAUGAUUGAAAAUGUUGUGACUCAUUCCAAAUCAGUUACGAAUUCGCACUCAUUUCAUCCUUGUGCUCCUGAACUUUACGUUCAAGUGUAUCAUUCUGAUGAGAUUCAAGUUCCAAGAGUUGCGUCUUCUCAUGUUUAUAUUCAAGGACAUAAUGAAAAAUUACUUGGAAGUGUGAAUGUGCCAGUUUUACCAUGUCUUUUGUCUAGUACUUCAAGUACUCGAAAAUGGUAUCAAUUGAUUGAUGAAGAUGGACAGAAUGCUGGUCAAUUACACUUAGUGUUAAAUUUUGACGUGUCUGCAGCAUCAAAUGGAUUAGAACCCGAAAAAGGAGAUAUUGUACGUCUUACAGGAUUUGGUGGAUUUGAAUAUUAUGCAAAGAUUAUACCACCUAAUGCACGAAUGGUAGUUUUAGAGGUGUUUCAAGAUCAAAUUUUUGUCGAGACUCAAAGUCAAGAAGGUUGGUUACUACGAUUUGAAAUCCAUCGAAAUUUACUUCAUGUGGAACGUCGACCAUCGCUACUUCAUGAUACUUCGGAACAACUUCAACAUCAAGUUCGUCGUGUUCAACAACUUAAUGUAGUUACAAAUGUACAGCGAGUUUGGCUUGCUGUACCAGAUACACCACGAACACAAGUGGAAAACUCGGCGGCUUUCAUUGCAUUUUUUGGAAUACAAGCAUAUUUGACACUUGAGCAUAGUGUUAAGGAUGUUCUUCAUCGUGGAAUAUCAUCUGGAGUUCAAACUUUGAUACGAAGCUCAAAAGAUGCUUUUGGACAAGUUAAGCAUGAGUUUAUACGAGUUUACUGGAGUACUCCCCGACGUAUUACAAACGAUGGAGGAUACGAUGACGAUUUAGUGGAUUGUGGACCUCGUAUGAAUCGUGGCCACAUUGUACGUGCAUUUACGGCUGCUAGCGUAAAUUCGGAAGAUACAGAAGACGAGAUGAUGGUACAAUGGGAGACUUUUAAUGACAGCAAUCACGAUGAAUUGAUUGAGAAAAAUAUCGAAGUAGCAGUGCCAGAGCAGCUCAUCUGUCCAAUCACUGGCUGUCCAAUGGUCGAUCCAGUUGUUGCUGCAGAUGGACAUAGUUAUGAACGUGAAGCUAUUACACAUUGGUUGAAAACUAGUGAUAUCUCACCCAUGACAGGCAUGCACAUGAUAACAAAGCAAGUCUUUCCUAAUUUUACAUUACGACAACUCUCUGAAGAAGUUCAAGCUACGGCUACUCGUCGGCAGCAAGUGAAACGAUAUCAGCGCGAUGCGAAAAUGGAAGAAGCAGAUUGA